AUGCCUCAAUUCCUUCAUUCACCCGUCUCGGCAUUCGCCUUUCUGGCGGCCGUGGGAGGAGUCUCUGCUGCCCCGACUUCCAGCUACUCUGCAGGUGUACCUGCUCCGACGGGUGCGACGUUCGCGUCGGGCUUCGAUAUUACGACUAGCUGGGGUAACCUCAGUCCAUACAAGGAUGCGCCCGGAUUCAAUGCGACAAACGGCAUUCCCCGAGGCUGCGAGCUAUCACAGGUCCAUGUCCUGCACCGGCAUGCCCAGCGGUACCCUGUUUCUGCCUUGCUAGAUGGCGGGGGCAUGGAAGCGUUCGCUCAAAAGGUGAAGAACUAUAGCAAACUGCACGGUGACAAAGUCGGCAAAGGGCCGCUGGCUUUCCUCAACGACUGGGAGUAUCUGCUCGGCGAAGAUACCUUGCAGGUCACUGGUGCCGCGACGGAGGCGACCUCCGGAGCCAGUAUCUGGGCGAAAUACGGGAGGCUGCUUUAUCGCGCUGGCCCCGGAGUCGCGGCAUGGGAUCCUUCCCUGAAUGUAUAUCCCAACGGGACUGCAAGACCAAAACCGAUUUUCAGGACGACGUCGCAGGCUAGGAUCUUGGAAAGUGCUCGAUGGUGGCUGAGCGGCUUCUUUGGCAACACUGGCGCAAACAACUCUUACGCCGAGUACGACCUCGUGAUCAUCCCCGAGGGAAACGGUCUCAACAACACCCUGGCCUCAGAUCAUUCCUGUCCAGGCGAUGAAUCAGAGGGCACCAACUCCGCCACGAGAUUCAUCCCCGGAUUCACCAAACUCGCUCUAUCCCGCCUCUCCCCCUUCCUCCCCAAAGACUUCAACCUCACCCCGUUCGACAUCACCUCAAUGAUGAACCUCUGCCCCUACGAAACCGCCGCCGUCGGCUCCUCCUCCUUCUGCUCCCUCUUCACCGAGCAAGAAUGGCGCGACUACGCCUACAACGUGGACCUCCAGUUCUACGGGAACUACGGCUUUGGCGCCCCCAGCGGCCGCGCCCAAGGCAUCGGGUACGUCCUCGAGCUAGCGUCCCGGCUCGCCGGACGCCUCAUCCAAACCAGCGACACAAGCAUCAACUAUACCUACGACAAUAACGCAGCGCAAUUCCCGCUCCACCAGCCCCUGUACAUGGACAUGUCGCACGACGACGUCAUCGUCGCUGUCCUUGCGGCGCUGGGGCUCAAGUACUUCCAGUAUGGGAAGGAGGGUCUGCCGGAUGUAAUUGAGCAUGCGCCGGAGCGGACAUUCAGACUUAAUGAGAUCACACCGUUCGGGGCGCGGUUCAUCUCUGAGGUGUGGACGUGUCCGGCUGAGCGGGAGGUGUCGUUUAAAGAGUUGGAUGCGACGCUGUAUAGGAAUCCAGUGGUGCAGGGUACGGACUAUAUCCGGUUUGUGUUGAAUGGGGCGCCGGUGUCGAUGGAGGGGUUGGUGGGCUGUGAGCGUGCGGAGAAUGGGUUCUGUGCUUUGAGGGAUUUUCUGGGUGGUGUGCCGAAGUUGAAGGAGGAGGCGAUGUAUCAGUUUGCUUGUUUUGGGAACUAUACGACUGGGCAUCAGGUUGGGGACGGACGGCCUGUGUAG
Molecule: messenger RNA, 1581 nt
Organism: Aspergillus pseudoviridinutans
Lineage: Eukaryota; Fungi; Ascomycota; Eurotiomycetes; Eurotiales; Aspergillaceae
Product: histidine phosphatase family protein
Exons: 3
Coding region: 1-1581 (526 amino acids)
Molecular function (GO): acid phosphatase activity
Source: RefSeq, a predicted model, not a curated record